AUGACAGGUGGUUGUGCGGCAUUUGGACAUACCUGUUAUGGUGGUUAUGGUAAAAGAUUUGAUUCGACUGUGGAACGUAACAGUUUAAAAGACAGUAUCAUCCGGAAUAUUCAAGAAUCUAAAGUACCAUUGCCGAAUGUCGAAUUAUUUUACGUUUUUUCGAACGACGAAUUUCGGGAACGAUCUGGUCAGUCUUUUAUGAAGACUCACAGAGACACUCAACGAGUCAAUGUUCAUCCUCUGUCGUUUUUAGUAGAUCAAUGGAUAGCGUUGCAUCGUCGCCGACAUCGUACAGAUAUGGACAUCACCAAUAAGUAAAAGGAGAUGAAUUACCGUGUACCAAAACUAAGCAGAUUCGUAAA
Messenger RNA from Mycetomoellerius zeteki, 362 nucleotides. RefSeq lists its product as uncharacterized. Bases 1 to 318 code for a protein of 105 amino acids. Lineage: Eukaryota; Metazoa; Arthropoda; Insecta; Hymenoptera; Formicidae. The record is from RefSeq and is a predicted model, not a curated record. The transcript has 3 exons.